AUGGGAAGUAGUUUAUGUUGCAUUAAUAAUGAUUUGAAAAAUAGUAAAUCAAACAUAGAUAUAUAUAGACAUGACCCCAGAGAAAUAUAUGGAGAUUAUGGUGACUGGACGUUAGAAAGUUGGAUAGACAAAUAUAAAAAUGGGAAUGCGAUUAAGGUUGCAUUUCCUGAUGGUAAUGAAAUACAAUGCCAUUUUAAAAUUUUUCUAAAGGAAAAGUGCUUUGAGUUAUCAUUAGAUAAUAAAGUUAGAGUUAUAAAAUUUAAUGAUAUUAACUGUAUACUUCACAGAAAUAGUUGUGAAUCGUUAUUAGAAUCAGAACAAAAUUUAUUAAAGUCUCCUAAAGUUAUAGGUAUCCGUUUAAUAAGCACUCUUAAAGCUAUUGCAUUUGCUAUGGACAGCCCAGGAGAAGCAAGAAUGUUUUAUGAAUUUAUAGAAAAAUACUGUUUCAAUGAUUAA
Molecule: messenger RNA, 456 nt
Organism: Plasmodium malariae
Lineage: Eukaryota; Apicomplexa; Aconoidasida; Haemosporida; Plasmodiidae
Gene: ISP3
Product: inner membrane complex sub-compartment protein 3, putative
Exons: 1
Coding region: 1-456 (151 amino acids)
Source: RefSeq, a predicted model, not a curated record